CACACUGUCAGCCUCUGAAUCUUGCAGAGCCAGCUCCUUCACCCUGAACCCAGAGAGGAAGGGUUGGAUUUCAUGAGAGCUGACACCAUAAGGUUUUGCUUUGUGCACUGUCCACCUUGCAAGCCCCAGCUCAGCAAUUUCUGGAGGAGACAUACUGAAAUGCACUCUGUUAGAUCCUGUUGAACUGCCUGCAUUGAAAGGUAAUUGCAUCAUGGGGAAGUCUUCCAUUCUCAUUUGUCUCUGGGGACACCUGUGAAGAUUGGUGUGGAGACAGCGCCCCAGGUUUCGGAUCUGAACUGAUAAAUGAAUGAGGAGAGAGUUGGGCACAUUCUGGAAGCAGGUGGUUUAAAGGUCAAUAAAGUGUUGGCAUAACCUGAUGACAGAGCCAUGUCCUUGAACAUAGGACCCAGGGGGAGGUUCUCCAUCUCACACUCUGCUGCCUGAAGAUUCCACAGCGUGCUUCACGGGUUCUAUUAAGAACCUCAGCUCACCAGUUGGGGGAAGAAUCAGAUCAAAGUACAUUUUUCAAGAUCACUAUACUCAGAGGACAUAUUUCAUCUUCUGGAAUAAUCUGCUACUUCUUGUCUUUUCCUGAGGAUCUCUGCAGAGACUGAAUGAGAGAACAGCUUUGCAGGAUAACAGGACUUGGGUAAAAUUCAAAAUUGUCCAUCUGCCAAAGAAUUGCAUCUACUGAAAUACACUUUGACCCCAGCAUUUUGGCCAGCUUUGAGAAUUAGCUCUACAAGUCUUCUUGCUUUACGUAUUUGAAAGGAUAAGGUACCUGCCAAGAUGUUCCAAUUACAAGGCCCACAAUUGCUACAGAUGCUAGAGAAAUCCUUGAGGAAAUUCCUCCCUGAGGCCCUAAAGGUUUAUGGGACUGUUUUCCACAUGAACCAGGGAAACCCAUUCAAGCUAAAAGCCCUGGUGGACAAGUGGCCCGAUUUUAAUACAGUGGUUGUCCGCCCUCAGGAACAGGAGAUGGUUGAUAAUUGGGAUCAUUACACCAAUACUUACCAAAUCUACUCCAAGGACCCCAAGAACUGUCAGGAAUUGCUUGGCUCACCAGAAGUCAUCAAUUGGAAACAGCAUUUGCAGAUCCAAAGUUCCCAGUCCAACCUGAAUGAGGUGAUACAAAAUCUCGCAGCCAGCAAAUCCUUCAAAGUCAAGCACACAGAGCGCUUUCUCUAUGCAGAACUUGACACUGUAAAGAAACUGAUUCCUUCCCUGUUGGAUGUAAAUAACUUACCACCUGGUGAUGGCAAACCCAAGGCCAUCAAUCAAGAAAUGUUUAAACUCUCAUCCCUGGAUGUUACCCAUGCUGCCCUGGUGAAUAAAUUCUGGCAUUUUGGUGGCAAUGAGAAGAGCCAGAGAUUCAUCGAGCGCUGUAUCCAGAAGUUCCCCACGUUCUGUCUGCUGGGGCCUGAGGGGAACCCUGUGUGCUGGGACCUGAUGGACCAGACAGGAGAGAUACGCAUGGCAGGCACCCUGCCUGAGUACCGGAAGCAGGGCCUCAUCUCCUAUGUCAUCUAUAUCCAGACCCAGGCUCUUAAAAACCUUGGCUUCCCCAUAUAUUCUCACACUGACAAGAAUAACAAAAUAAUGCAGAAAAUGAGUUACAAUCUGCAUCAUAUCCGCAUGCCCUGUACCUGGAACCAGUGGUACUGUGUGCCUCUGUGACACUGGUCUACAAACAAGUGUCAGAUGGGCACCAACAUGUGGCUGGAGCAAUGGGUGGGUGGGCAGAGAGAAAGAAUAAAUCGUACAUAAUUGUAAUUAUCAGUAAAGUAGUGGGCUCUGGGGAGGCAGUGUGGAUGUUCAAUACCAUGGUCCCUGCACUCAAUCACUGCUGGCUUCCCUUAGGUGUAUCAGGUUGAAGCAGCCCCAGGUACUCCACAUGGUUU
Messenger RNA from Myotis davidii, 1901 nucleotides. Its product is annotated as glycine N-acyltransferase. Gene Ontology annotation, molecular function: glycine N-acyltransferase activity. The record is from RefSeq and is a predicted model, not a curated record. Gene Ontology annotation, cellular component: mitochondrion. The transcript is spliced from 9 exons. Lineage: Eukaryota; Metazoa; Chordata; Mammalia; Chiroptera; Vespertilionidae. Bases 790 to 1677 code for a protein of 295 amino acids.